Ochotona princeps (American pika) is the source of this 2474-nucleotide messenger RNA. RefSeq names its product SUV39H1 histone lysine methyltransferase (gene SUV39H1). NCBI's taxonomy places the organism in Eukaryota, Metazoa, Chordata, Mammalia, Lagomorpha, Ochotonidae. The transcript has 7 exons. The record is from RefSeq and is a predicted model, not a curated record. Gene Ontology annotation, cellular component: nucleus. Gene Ontology annotation, molecular function: protein binding; histone H3K9 methyltransferase activity; zinc ion binding. The coding region runs from base 484 to 1836 and encodes 450 amino acids.
CUGGCCAAACACCUGCCUGGGGUGACUGACCCAUCAUCUAUUUGAAUUGGGUGACUGACUGGGCAGCUGUCGGUGGUGCUGAUCCAUUUUGGGAGUCACGGUCUGCUUGGGGUUAAAAUGUGAUGACGGACUGACUGACGGAGGUAAUUGGGGGUCUGACAAGACGGAGAAUCCCCCGUACGACUGGCUGACAACGUGAUUGGCUACCAGCGUGACAGACAGACCGGCGAACGGGCAGGGCCUUCGGCACCCUCAGCUACCGCCGCCGCCGCCCAGACGCACUCUGGGAAAGCGCGGCGAGCACCCGCCUCCGGGACCGAGCCGUGGAGCGGGGAGGGGUCCGGUCACGGCUCGCCGGUUGGUCCUCGCCGGUGCUGCUGGCGGCGAUGCGCGGCCAAUAGGCUGUGCGUUCCCGGCCACGCCCGCGCGAGCUCUCUUCUCGCGAGGCCGGCUAGGCCCGAAUGUCGUUAGCCGUGGGGAAAGAUGGCGGAAAAUUUAAAAGCUGUGAGGAGUCUGCGAUCCACAAGUGGGAGGCGGACCUGUGCGGGACAGCAGAACCCAGCUGUGGUCAGCGCCUGGCGCCCCUGGCAGGAGAUGUUAGCUGGGACCACUUGCGGUUGCAGUGUGUGUUGCAAGUCUUCUUGGAAUCAGCUGCAGGACCUGUGCCGCCUGGCCAAGCUCUCCUGUCCUGCCCUGGGCAUCUCUAAGAGAAACCUCUAUGACUUUGAAGUCGAGUACCUGUGUGAUUACAAGAAGAUUCGAGAACAAGAAUACUACCUGGUAAAAUGGCGCGGGUACCCGGACUCUGAGAGCACCUGGGAGCCCCGACAGAACCUCAAGUGUGUGCGCAUCCUCAAGCAGUUCCACAAGGACUUGGAGAGGGAGCUGCUGCGGCGGCAUCAGCGCUCAAAGCCACCCCGGCAUCUGGACCCAAGCUUGGCCAGCUACCUGGUACAGAAAGCCAAGCAGAGACGGGCACUUCAGCGCUGGGAGCAGGAGCUCAAUGCCAAGCGCAGCCACCUGGGACGCAUCACGGUGGAGAAUGAGGUGGACCUCGAUGGCCCCCCGCGGGCCUUUGUGUAUAUCAACGAGUACCGUGUUGGGGAGGGCAUCACCCUCAACCAGGUAGCCGUGGGCUGUGAGUGCCAGGACUGUCUGUGGGCACCCACUGGUGGCUGCUGCCCUGGGGCAUCACUGCACAAAUUUGCCUACAAUGACCAGGGCCAGGUGCGGCUGCGAGCUGGGCUGCCCAUCUAUGAGUGCAACUCCCGCUGCCGCUGUGGCUAUGACUGCCCAAACCGCGUGGUGCAGAAGGGCAUCCGCUAUGACCUCUGCAUCUUCCGCACAGACGAUGGGCGUGGCUGGGGCGUACGCACGCUGGAGAAGAUCCGCAAGAACAGCUUCGUCAUGGAGUACGUGGGAGAGAUCAUUACCUCAGAGGAGGCAGAGCGGCGGGGCCAGAUCUACGACCGCCAGGGCGCCACCUACCUCUUCGACCUGGACUACGUGGAGGAUGUAUAUACCGUGGAUGCUGCCUAUUAUGGCAACAUCUCCCACUUCGUCAACCAUAGUUGUGACCCCAACCUGCAGGUGUACAACGUCUUCAUAGACAACCUCGAUGAACGGCUUCCCCGCAUCGCUUUCUUUGCCACAAGAACCAUCCGGGCAGGCGAGGAACUCACGUUUGAUUACAACAUGCAAGUGGACCCCGUGGACAUGGAGAGUACCCGCAUGGACUCCAACUUCGGCCUGGCUGGGCUCCCUGGCUCCCCGAAGAAGCGAGUCCGUAUUGAAUGCAAGUGUGGAACUGAAUCCUGCCGCAAAUACCUCUUCUAGCCCUUGGAAGUCUGCGGCCAGACUGCCAGAGGCCUAAAGCUGUCUGCUCCUUGCCCACUGCUGCCCUUCCUGGCAGUGGGGAACAUCUGCCAGGGCUUUGCCUGCCUCCACCUGUCCCCCACCUCCUGCCACCUGCUCUAGGGGUGGGCCUACAGGGAGAACUGACUCCAGGAGUCCCCUUUCCCUGGCCCAAUCCCAUCUGUGGGUUGCACUUAAAAGCCCCUGCCCACCUCCAGAAGUCAAUUUUUGACGGCAGGGCUUUCUGCAGUCGGGAUUUGUGGGAACCACUGGAGGUCUGAGGGGGUAAGCUGCAACCCAGCUUUCCUCUCCCCCUAGAAAAGCUGUUUGUUUUUGCACCUGCUUCUGUCUGAAGGCUGAGGCAUCUGUUGUAGGCCUCCCCCCUAGAGCCCCCGGGCAGCCCUCCUCCCCAGUGUGUUCGCACGUGGGAGCCCCAAGCUCCCAGCCUGUCAUGAAGCUGCUUCCUCGCUGCUGCCGCCGCCGCCACCACUGCAGAAGCUAUCCCUAAUGAAAGAAGGGGGGACUCGUUCCGUUUCCCACACUGCCACGUGUUGCCCCAGAGAGCUAGCUGUACAGGGGCCAUGCAGCUUGAAACGUGGACCUCCUCCACACAUACACAC